AAAUUGGUGAUCGGGAUACUGAUGAUCUACAUUGUGUGCUCAGAAAAUCAACAAAGCAAUAUUUACAAUAUAAAACAGUCAGCAGUUUCAACCAAAAUAUGAUCUGUACAAACGGUGUCACACAAAAUGGUUUCAAGGAGGAAAAUACUUCAGUCAAAGAGGAAUGUUUAUGCAAAAAUCGAAAAAAUAGAGAUACUAACACGGGUAUGAACGUUCUCUUUUCCUUUGGCGGAGCAAUGUUGGGAUUGUUCUUUGGAAUAGGUGUCACUGUAGCAUAUUUUAAAAGAAAAUCUAAAAAACCAAAAAUGUUAUCGGUUCGUAACAUGGUAUAUAAUCGGGAAAGGACAGACGACGAAGAAGUCACUUUCAAGGAAAUUACUGAAUACUCUGAAAUCCCUAACAGUUAUAGUAAUAGUGAAGAAGAGGAAGCACUAUUGGAAGAAAAGAGAAUGAAAAAUGCUUGCAAUCAAGAUAGAGAUGGGUGUGUUAUUGAUCAACAUGGUAAAACGAAUGUUGUACAAUCUUUGACUGUGAAAGAAAGCCCCAGCAGCCCAAACUUUGUGGAAACUUCACCUCCACUACAAUGUUUUGAAGCUUUAAAAAGUGAAGAAUAUUUGGAACCUACCACUCACCAUUAUUACAGGCAAUGUCAGGUGGAUAGCGAUCUUGUCAAAAUUGAGAAAAAAGAAGACGAAGGUUGCGCAAUAGGGAAAGAAAACCAACAUGUCAAUGAAAAGGAUGGUGCAAAUCUAGUUGGUCCUCGUGACGAAAAUAUUAAUCAUUACACGAUCUUAAUCGAGAAUUCCACAGAAAAUCGUGAAAUCUAUUUACCACAAGAAACAAAUCAUAGAUCUUCAAACUUGUGCAAUGUUAGUGAUGAUUAUAGUGAGGAGGAACCACCAUACUAUGUUUUAAGCACAACCCAGACAAAUCAACCCGUAUAUACCAAUACAUGUAUUGCAAGCAGCGACCAGGAAAUUAGUCAAACAUAAUCCCUGAAAAAAAGCUUCUCCCAAAAGUAGAAGAUUGAUUAAGGGUUUGAAUUAAUUGCUUUUUUAUUCAUAGAAGCUAAUGUGUUUUUUUUUACUUUUCAUAAUUCGUUUUAACUACUGGAGAAACUGUAAACAAAAUAACCGUGGAUUUUUCUAUUCAUUUGGAUGUAAACAAUGUAUACUUUUUUCUCAUGUCAAUGAUGCACGUAUAGGGCAAGUGGAAACAGCAUUGGUUGUUCAGGACCAAAAUACUCACGGGGAAAAUGGGUAUUUUGCAAUGAUCACUACAUAUUUAAAUGUGUCAUCAUUUAUGAGUAGACACUGUUUCCCCUCUAAUCCGUAUACUCUACAUCUUCAAAAAGGAGAAAAAAUAUUCACAAAAUAAUUAUUGUGAUAUUACUGAAAUAAUAGAAAAGCAGAAAAUAUUUUGUUGUUAAUGAUAUGUUU
Molecule: messenger RNA, 1439 nt
Organism: Saccostrea cuccullata (small rock oyster)
Lineage: Eukaryota; Metazoa; Mollusca; Bivalvia; Ostreida; Ostreidae
Exons: 4
Coding region: 99-992 (297 amino acids)
Source: RefSeq, a predicted model, not a curated record